Molecule: messenger RNA, 972 nt
Organism: Anthostomella pinea
Lineage: Eukaryota; Fungi; Ascomycota; Sordariomycetes; Xylariales; Xylariaceae
Source: the annotation of a GenBank genome assembly
AUGCUGUCGUCUUCGAAGAACAGGUUCUCGCGCCUUACCACGUUCAUUUAUAUCUCUUGCGCCCUCGCUUUCUUCUUCCUCACCCUGCACAGCCUUCGCAGAACCUAUCUCGUGGAUCCUUCUUCAGCUUUGGGGCAGUUCCGUGCACAAAAGCCUCCGCAAACAAUACCUGAGAAGAUAUGGUACAAGCUGGGCCCAAAGGGCAUGACCGAGGAGGUCGCCACCUGGAUGCAGACAUGCAUCGAGAAGAACCCGAGUUACGAGGCCCAUUUCCUGACCGAUGACCCCGGCGAUGCGUACGUCCGGGAGACGUUCGCCCACAGUCCGGACAUCGUGGAGAUCUACCUUGGCCUCUCGGUGCCCAUACUCAAGGCCGACCUGCUGCGGUAUCUCCUACUCUAUGCCGAUGGGGGCGUGUGGUUCGACCUCGACGUGUCGUGCGAGGGCACACCCAUAGCGAAUUGGGUACCCGAGCUAUAUCGACAGAAGGCCGGGCUGGUUGUGGGGUGGGAGUUCGACGUAGGCUGGGGCAAGGACGGCGAGUUCCAGCACCAGUUCGCAAGCUGGACUAUCAUGGCCAGGCCGCAUUCGCCUCAUAUGAUGGUGGUCAUUCAGGACAUCUUGCAAGGAGUCCGAGACAAGAUGGCGGAGCACCAGCUCGGCAGUAUCCCGGACCUCGAGCUCUCCAUGGUUGGAGACGUCGUCGACUUCACGGGUCCCAGGAGAUUCACUCGGGGCGUCAUGAAGAGCCUCGAGCGGCAUCAGUGGGCGCUGAACGGGGCGGUCGACCACGACGGCCUCUACCAGAUCUUGGAACCGAGGACGGUUGGUGACGUCCUCGUUCUUCCCGGCUAUUCGUUCGCUUUGUCGAUGAAUAAGUACGAAGAGAUUAGCGAGAAAGGCGAGCCGGGCCCGCCGCUGGUCACACACCACUAUGCUGGCACAUGGAAGAACGAUCGCGGUGGAGAGUAA